AUGGGCGACAUGGCUAACAACUCAGUUGCAUACAGUGGUGUGAAAAAUUCUGUAAAAGAAGCUAAUCAUGAUGGAGGUUUUGGAAUCACAUUGGCUGAGCUCCGUGAUCUCAUGGAGCUGCGGUCCACCGAUGCAUUAUGUAAAAUACAAGAAACCUACGGCGAUGUUUACGGGAUUUGUACCAAGUUGAAAACCUCUCCCAACGAAGGUCUAAGUGGAAAUCCUGCAGAUAUAGAGAGGAGGGAAGCAGUAUUUGGGAAGAAUUUUAUACCGCCUAAAAAGCCAAAAACAUUUCUUCAGUUAGUUUGGGAGGCAUUGCAGGAUGUUACAUUAAUUAUCUUAGAAAUUGCAGCCAUAGUAUCUUUAGGCCUUUCUUUUUACCAGCCUCCUGGAGGAAAUAAUGCUGCAUGUGGAGAUGUCUCUGUUGGAGAAGAAGAGGAUGAAAGUGAAACUGGUUGGAUUGAAGGAGCUGCCAUUCUGUUGUCAGUAGUGUGUGUGGUCUUAGUAACUGCUUUCAAUGACUGGAGUAAGGAAAAACAAUUCAGAGGUUUGCAAAGUCGCAUUGAACAAGAACAGAAAUUCACUGUCAUUCGAGGUGGUCAAGUUAUCCAGAUUCCAGUGGCCGACAUUACUGUUGGAGAUAUUGCUCAGGUGAAAUACGGUGAUCUUCUACCAGCUGAUGGUAUACUUAUUCAAGGAAAUGAUCUUAAAAUUGAUGAAAGCUCUUUAACUGGAGAAUCCGAUCAUGUUAAGAAGAAUUCAGAUAAAGAUCCCCUACUUUUAUCAGGUACCCAUGUGAUGGAAGGCUCUGGAAGAAUGGUAGUAACUGCUGUAGGUGUGAAUUCUCAAACUGGAAUUAUCUUUACAUUACUCGGGGCUGGAAGUGAAGAAGAGGAGAAAAAAGACGAAAAGAAAAAAGAAAAGAAAAAUAAAAAACAAGAUGGAGCUGUUGAGAACCGCAACAAAGCAAAAGCCCAGGAUGGUGCCGCCAUGGAAAUGCAGCCUCUGAAGAGUGAAGAUGGUGGAGAUGGUGAUGAAAAAGACAAAAAGAAAGCAAAUUUGCCAAAGAAAGAAAAAUCAGUUUUACAAGGAAAACUUACAAAGUUAGCAGUUCAGAUUGGCAAAGCAGGCCUAUUGAUGUCUGCAAUCACAGUGAUCAUUCUUGUAUUAUAUUUUGUAAUCGACACCUUCUGGAUACAAAAGCGUCCAUGGCUUGCUGAGUGCACACCUAUUUAUAUACAAUAUUUCGUCAAGUUCUUUAUUAUCGGAGUGACGGUCCUGGUAGUGGCAGUGCCAGAAGGUCUUCCUCUCGCAGUCACCAUCUCACUUGCUUACUCUGUCAAGAAAAUGAUGAAAGAUAAUAACUUGGUAAGACAUUUGGAUGCUUGCGAGACGAUGGGAAAUGCCACAGCAAUUUGCUCAGAUAAAACUGGAACGCUGACCAUGAACAGAAUGACGGUUGUUCAAGCUUUCAUAAAUGAAAAACAUUAUAAAAAGAUUCCUGAGCCAGAAGAUAUCCCUGCGGCCACUUUGUCCUGUCUUGUAACAGGAAUUUCUGUGAAUUGUGCUUAUACUUCAAAAAUAUUGCCUCCCGAGAAAGAAGGUGGAUUACCCCGUCAUGUUGGCAAUAAAACUGAAUGUGCCUUGCUCGGAUUGCUUCUGGAUUUAAAACGGGAUUAUCAAGAUGUAAGAAAUGAAAUACCAGAAGAGGCAUUGUACAAAGUAUACACCUUCAAUUCGGUUAGAAAAUCGAUGAGUACUGUGUUGAAAAAUUCAGAUGGCAGUUUCCGGAUAUUCAGCAAGGGGGCAUCUGAGAUCAUUCUCAAAAAGUGCUUUAAAAUUUUGAGUGCUAAUGGUGAAGCAAAGGUAUUCAGACCAAGAGAUCGUGAUGAUAUUGUAAAAACUGUAAUUGAACCUAUGGCGUCAGAAGGAUUAAGAACUAUAUGUCUUGCAUACAGAGAUUUCCCAGCAGGAGAACCUGAGCCAGAGUGGGAUAAUGAAAAUGAUAUUGUCACUGGUCUUACGUGCAUUGCUGUAGUGGGAAUUGAGGAUCCUGUAAGACCUGAGGUUCCAGAUGCAAUAAAAAAAUGCCAGCGAGCUGGAAUCACUGUUCGAAUGGUCACUGGUGAUAACAUUAAUACUGCUCGUGCUAUUGCUUCAAAAUGUGGUAUUUUAAAUCCUGGUGAAGAUUUCCUCUGCCUAGAAGGCAAAGACUUCAACAGACGGAUACGAAACGAAAAGGGAGAGAUUGAACAAGAACGAAUAGACAAGAUUUGGCCAAAGCUUCGCGUCCUUGCAAGAUCUUCUCCUACCGACAAACACACCCUGGUCAAAGGUAUAAUUGAUAGCACUGUCUCAGAGCAGCGCCAGGUCGUAGCUGUGACUGGUGAUGGUACCAACGAUGGCCCAGCCCUGAAAAAAGCAGAUGUUGGAUUUGCUAUGGGUAUUGCUGGAACCGAUGUAGCUAAAGAAGCUUCUGAUAUUAUUCUCACAGAUGACAACUUCACAAGCAUCGUCAAAGCAGUUAUGUGGGGAAGAAAUGUGUAUGAUAGUAUCUCAAAGUUCCUUCAGUUCCAGCUUACAGUGAACGUAGUCGCAGUGAUUGUUGCCUUCACGGGAGCCUGCAUUACUCAAGAUUCCCCGCUUAAGGCUGUGCAGAUGCUGUGGGUAAAUCUCAUUAUGGACACACUAGCUUCUCUGGCCCUGGCAACUGAACCACCCACUGAAUCUCUCUUGCUCCGGAAACCGUAUGGCAGAAACAAACCUCUCAUUUCUCGCACGAUGAUGAAGAACAUUUUGGGGCAUGCAUUCUACCAACUUGUAGUAGUCUUUACACUCUUGUUUGCCGGUGAAAAGUUUUUUGAUAUUGACAGUGGAAGAAAUGCGCCAUUGCAUGCUCCACCUUCAGAACAUUACACUAUUGUUUUUAAUACCUUUGUGCUAAUGCAACUCUUCAAUGAAAUAAAUGCUCGAAAAAUUCAUGGUGAAAGAAAUGUUUUUGAAGGAAUCUUCAAUAAUGCCAUCUUCUGCACUAUCGUUCUAGGCACAUUUGUGGUACAGAUCAUCAUUGUACAGUUUGGUGGAAAGCCAUUCAGUUGUUCGGAACUUUCAGUGGAACAGUGGUUAUGGUCAAUUUUCCUGGGAAUGGGAACCUUACUCUGGGGCCAGCUCAUCUCAACUAUUCCAACCAGUCGGUUAAAGUUCCUCAAAGAAGCUGGUCACGGCACACAAAAAGAAGAGAUUCCAGAGGAGGAAUUAGCUGAAGAUGUUGAAGAGAUCGAUCAUGCCGAAAGAGAGUUGCGUCGUGGCCAGAUCUUAUGGUUUAGGGGUCUGAACAGAAUACAGACUCAGAUGGAUGUAGUGAAUGCUUUCCAGAGUGGAAGUGCCAUUCAGGGGGCUCUAAGGCGGCAACCCUCCAUCGCCAGCCAGCAUCACGAUAUCCGAGUGGUGAAUGCGUUUCGUAGUUCGUUAUACGAGGGGUUAGAAAAACCCGAGUCCCGAAGUUCAAUCCACAACUUUAUGACGCAUCCUGAAUUUAGGAUAGAAGAUUCUGAGCCUCAUAUUCCCCUUAUUGAUGAUACUGAUGCAGAAGAUGAUGCUCCCACAAAACGUAAUUACAGCCCUCCACCUUCUCCCAACAAAAACAACAAUGCAGUUGACAGUGGAAUUCAUCUGACAACAGACAUGAAUAAGUCUGCUACCUCUUCAUCCCCAGGGAGCCCCCUACAUAGUUUGGAAACGUCCCUCUGAUGGUAAACUGAAUGUCAAUACACUAUCGGCAUUGUAAAGAAACAAAUUGCAACUGGGUCUCUUCACAUAUUGUGAUGAACAAGAUGGCAUUCUUGUCUUGGACUUCGACAGAAGACGUACUUGUACGAAUGUAGAUUUAUUUUUUUAAAGAAAAAAAAGCUUUCUGCCAGACUUGGGCGCUUCUGUGGGGGUGGGAGGGAUGAACUCUGUCAGGUAAACGGUAACUCGGCAGAAGCGACCCUCGGAUCAUCGGUUAUACUUUAAGAGUGAUCCUGAACAGUCCUGAAUGGUGUGAGCAGAGCUUUAGAUUAUCUCGAGCCUUUGGGUGGGGGCGAGGCGGGGUGAGGGUGGGCGGGGGAGGGCAGAAGGGAGGGCUGGGAAAGGCAACGGAAUCAUGGAUCAUUGAAUCGACUCUUUAAUUUCUGCUGUUGGCUGUUAAUAAUUUGGAUUAUUUAUGUUUAUAAAUGAUACAGAUCUGUUUACAAGGUUUGUAGAUACUUUUUUUGUUCCUGUUGAUAGAUGGGAAGCUUCCUUAUAAAUGAUGCAGAGAAAAACUAGUCCUUCAAAUACUGCUGUAUUUUCAGGAAAAGGGUGUUUCUAUUGAAACUACUAAAUUUUUGCCUACAAUUUACCUUGUUAAAUAUUGUAGAUAAAUUGCUGAUACUGAUAGCCAAAUAGAUGACACUAAUGCUUUGUAAAAACGAAAAAAUGAGCAGUGGUGUUCUAAUGAAGUUAUGGCCUCUGUCCUGAUUAGUUUCUUAAAUACAUUUACUACUUAAUGGUUUUGAAACAAUUGUUUAAUUUUUAAAAAUUUUGACAAAACUUACUGGAUAACUUUUUGUUCAGAAUUUACUAGAUUGUUUAAUGCGGACAUCAAUAUAUGAUGAAAGAUGCUUGAAAUACUUUUGUUAUUUCAGGCAAAUUGGAUUAAAUUAAGAUACAAGAGAACCUUAGUCUUUUUGUUUUUGUCGAAACACGUUAGUUUAGUGAUGUCUUGGUGAACUGUGAGUGAACUGUGUUUGAUUUUUCUAAUACAUCUUUGGAAACCUUACAGCAUGAGGGCUGUUGGCAUUUUGAAAAAGAUUAUUAGUAAUAGCAUUCAUGUUUUUCUUUUGUUUUUGAAACUUGUUUGUAAACAUAAAUAAACAUGCCCUUUUACUAAAUAAAAAUGCAGCAAUGUUUUUUUA
This is a messenger RNA of Ornithorhynchus anatinus (platypus), 4937 nucleotides long. It is a transcript of the gene ATP2B1, whose product is annotated as ATPase plasma membrane Ca2+ transporting 1. Gene Ontology annotation, biological process: calcium ion transmembrane transport; regulation of cytosolic calcium ion concentration. Gene Ontology annotation, molecular function: PDZ domain binding; P-type calcium transporter activity; ATP hydrolysis activity. The transcript has 21 exons. Gene Ontology annotation, cellular component: membrane; intracellular membrane-bounded organelle. The coding region runs from base 1 to 3750 and encodes 1249 amino acids. NCBI's taxonomy places the organism in Eukaryota, Metazoa, Chordata, Mammalia, Monotremata, Ornithorhynchidae. The record is from RefSeq and is a predicted model, not a curated record.